Anarrhichthys ocellatus (wolf-eel) is the source of this 2409-nucleotide messenger RNA. It is a transcript of the gene pdk1, whose product is annotated as pyruvate dehydrogenase kinase, isozyme 1. NCBI's taxonomy places the organism in Eukaryota, Metazoa, Chordata, Actinopteri, Perciformes, Anarhichadidae. The transcript has 11 exons. Gene Ontology annotation, molecular function: pyruvate dehydrogenase (acetyl-transferring) kinase activity. Gene Ontology annotation, cellular component: mitochondrion. Bases 283 to 1494 code for a protein of 403 amino acids. Gene Ontology annotation, biological process: regulation of glucose metabolic process; protein phosphorylation. The record is from RefSeq and is a predicted model, not a curated record.
UACCCGCAUAGCCUUCUUUCCGUGUUGACAUUUAUUCCACUUCUCUAUGAACAAUUAAAGGGCGAUUAAUAAAAAAUGACGGCAACUAUUCACAAAUUUCACCAAAUCACUCAGUAACAGAUCGUUGAUUCCACGAGUGUGUUUGCGUGCUGCUGACGCUAGCGUGGAAGCUAAUGUCAACAAAGAUCAGCUAACUUAACCGCGUGUCGGAACUGUAGAUGUGACCUGUAAGUAUAAACUAACCAACCACCGCCAUCGUCUGCGAACACAGGAGCUGCCACGAUGCGGAUUUUAAGGUUUCUGAGGAGCAGCGUGUCCAUAGGAAAGGACAUUGACUAUUACUCCAAAUUCUCGCCCUCUCCUCUGUCAAUGAAGCAGUUUCUGGAUUUCGGCUCAGAAAAUGCUUGUGAGAAAACCUCGUUCACCUUCCUCAGACAGGAGUUGCCCGUGAGGUUGGCAAACAUCAUGAAAGAGAUCAACUUGUUGCCGGACAACUUACUGAGGACUCCAUCGGUGCGAUUGGUCCAGGGCUGGUACAUGCAAAGUCUUCAAGAGAUUCUUGAGUUCAAGGACAAGAAUGCAGGUGAUGAGAAAGUCACAUAUGAGUUCACAGAUGCGGUGAUAAAGAUCAGAGAUCGGCACAAUGAUGUAAUCCCCACCAUGGCUCAGGGAGUCGUGGAGUACAAGGAGAACCACGGCACGGACCCCGUCGUCAGCCAAAAUGUUCAGUAUUUUCUGGAUCGGUUCUACAUGAGCAGGAUAUCCAUCAGGAUGUUGCUCAACCAGCACACGCUCCUCUUUGGUGGGAAGGUGAAGGUGAACCCAGCUCAUCCCAAACAGAUCGGCAGUAUUGAUCCAAACUGUCGUGUCAGCGAGAUCAUCAGAGACGCCUAUGACAAUGCACGAAACCUUUGUGACCGGUACUACGUGAACUCUCCGGAGCUGAUACUGGAGGAAUUCAAAGUCAACCCCAUCACUGUGGUCUAUGUUCCAUCUCAUUUGUACCACAUGGUCUUUGAACUUUUUAAGAACGCCAUGCGGGCCACCAUGGAGCUGUACGGCGACGCCAUGGAGUACCCUCCUAUCCACGCGCAGGUCGCUCUGGGAACUGAAGAUCUGACGGUCAAGGUGAGUGAUCGCGGAGGAGGCGUGCCGCUGCGCAAGAUCGACAGGUUGUUCACCUACACGUACUCCACGGCUCCUCGACCCAGCAUCGACGGGGCCCGAGCUGCUCCUCUGGCUGGUUACGGGCACGGCCUGCCCAUCUCUCGACUGUACGCCCGCUACUUUCAAGGGGACCUGAAGCUGUACUCUCUGGAGGGCUAUGGAACCGAUGCUGUGAUCUACAUCCGGGCGCUCUCCACGGAGUCCAUUGAGAGGCUCCCCGUGUACAACAAGUCGGCCUGGAAACACUACAAGACGAUCCACGAGGCCGACGACUGGUGCGUCCCCAGCAAAGAGCCGAAGGACAUGACGACAUUUCGCAGUUUCUAGAUCCAACAGGCUGCGGUCCUGCAGCAACAUAUGCAAGAGAGGUGGUGGUGUGCCAAAUUCCUCAUAGGUCAAUAGUUUUAUUGUGAAGAAAAACAUGUUUCCUUCUCACUCCUACUGGUACCAUGAAUAGUGAUGACUCUGGAAAGCCACAUUGAUGGCUUAUUAAGUCUAACUAAUGCUGGAACUUUCAGGCUGAUAACAUUGACCGUGUAACAUAACCCUCAGAUUAUCAUGGAUGAGCUGGCGUAUGCUGGACAAACAAUAACGUAAUCGUUUCAGCUGAUUAAAUCAGUUGAAAGGUCAUUUUUCGAUGCUUUGAGAACAAACUAAAUUCCAUUUAACGACGCUUCGUCAUCUGAAAACGUCACCGACUGAAACUAUCAGCGUGGUUAAGGUUUGAACCGUUUGCUCUGCUGCUUUACAGCAUUUCCUUCAACGCGUAGCUGCUUUCAUUUAGCUGAAAGCUAAAAAGCUUUAACUGUUAGUCCGUCUGUGAGAGGAGCUCGUUCAGCUCAGCUCCUCUGCUUCGUGGGAAGUUGGAAACUUGUUAGAUAACUAGUUGCUGCUUGUUUUUUUUAAUCCGUUGGAAGUUUCUGCUGAUGAGUCGAAGUGGUUAAAAAGUGGCUAUUCAUCAGUUGGAUGCAACGUGAUCAAAAUGAUUUUUUUUGUCUGUAAACAGAUUUUGCACCUAUUUACAAGUAAAGGGGAUUAUUAUAAUUCAACAUUGCUGACGCACAAACUUCUAAGCUAUGUUGUAUUGGGUUUGCAACUUUUAAGAGAAACAUGGUUGAAUUACUGUGGUUGUAUUAUUAAGACCCAUCCUGUCAAACAAGCUACACAACAUUGUCCGUGUUACUCUGAAGCAGUUAAUCUGUAUGGAUCAUGUUCAGUGAAAAAUAAAUAUCUCCACACAGA